ACCCUUUUUUUGGUCUUUUUUUUUUUUUUUGCUUUAAAUAAAAGGAGCUGUCUCUAUAUAUCCUUCAUGACACCACACCGCCUCUUGCUUCUUCCAGGAGGAUUCACAAGAACCCGAAAAACCCACAACAACCAGGAUUCACAAGGCCGUCCCCUUCUGACCCGCUGUAAAUGGUAAAAAGGCGAAGAAGAUGGACGAGGAGCCUGGAGGCAGUGGGGUGUUCGUGGCCUCUUCUCCCCGGAAGAGGAAGAGAGAGAGCCGUGGGACGGCAGGGCCUGGCAGCCCCCUCCCAAAGAAGCAAAAGAAAGCCCGCAAAACCCCCCGGAGAGAAGCCCCACACUAUUUUGUUCAUGAGACGGACAACGAUAUGCUGCUGAUCAUCCCCAACGUGGGCGAGAUCGAAGACCGGCCAGCUCAGAAAGGGCUCAAAAAGAAGCAGAAGCCGCCACCCCGGGAGAAGGUCCCAAAGAAGAAGCCGGCCAACCAGCGGGUGGGGAAACCGAGGAAAGGAGCGCCUUCGGCAGACCAGCGAGUGACUUCCAGAGUUCUGGACAAAGGCGACCGGUCCCUCAUGCUCCGGACCACGGCAGCUCCCGCCGGGCGUUCCUGGGGUGAGAAACUCCCGGUCGAAAUCCUGGUCCAAAUCUUCCAGUUGGUUGUCGCCUCUGAAGGUUCGGUGCCCUUCCUCUGCAGGGUGGCCAGGGUGUGCCGGCUCUGGUACGGAGCAGCUUCCAACCCGGUGCUUUGGCAGAACGUGACCGUUGGCUGCUGCUGGGUCACACCGGGCAAAAAAAUGCCCCCUGCCGUGGAGAAGAGGGUCCUGGGCACCCUGGAGUGGCUGGCGGGCAACAGGUUUCCCCACCUCCGAGAUUUUGCUCUCUGCCACUGGAAGAGCCACGUCCCUUUUGUCCUGAAGGCCCUUGCCGACUCCUGCCCUCUUCUUGCGUCUCUUAAGCUCUCCCACUGCAGUGGGGUCACCAGCGAGUCUCUGGGGGCGGUGGCUGGAUCCUGUCCACAGCUGCAGAGUCUGAACCUGCAGAACUCUCAGAUGGACUCCUCGGCCGUACUCAGGUUCCUGAAAGCUGCAGGCUCGCGAAUCCGUCGCCUGUGGCUGACCUACAGCAACCGAAUGAGCGCCAUUAUUGCUGAGCUUGCGGGCGGCGGCUGCCCGGGACUGGAGCUCCUGGAGGUGAACACGGAGAUCAAGCAGAGCAGCCAGCCCUUCCAGCUGCCCAUCGAACAGCUCCAAGCCGCCUGCCCGCAGCUUCAGGUGCUGCGGCUGCUCAACGUCACCUGUUACGUGAAGCCCGCCGCUGGCUCGGCCCCACCGCCCCCAGGCUUUCCGCAGCUGGAAGAGCUGUGCCUGGCCACCACCGCCUUUUCCUUUGUGGACAACAACAUGCUGGAACGGAUCCUGUGCGCCUCAAGCCGGCUCCGUGUCCUGGACUUGCGUGGCUGCUUCCGCGUGACCCCCAAAGGCUUGGAGCUGCUGCCGUGCUCAGACCUGGAGCAGCUCUACCUGGGCCUCUACGGCAGCAUCAGCCACCUUCGCCUGCCCCUGGAAGGGAGCCCCCUCAUCACCUGGAAGUGGGACCACAGCCUGCGGGAGCUGGACCUGGCCGGCCAGAGCUUCAGCGAGCAGGACCUGGAUCGGGCCAUGGCGGCCUUCGCCCGGCAGGAGAGGGCCAGAGGAGAGCCCGCCCUGCACUCCCUCAAUCUCACGGGCACCAAGAUCACCCUCCGGACGGUCAGCACCCUGAUCGCUAGCUGCCCCUCGCUCAACUACCUCAACCUGUCGUCCUGUCGCCAUCUGCCGCGGGGCAUGAAGAAAGUGUACCGUGGUUCCGAGGAGAUCCGCCAGUGUUUGCACCAGCUUUUGACCAGCGUGGAAGAGUCAGGGGGGCUGGGAGAGAUCACAUAGCCACCGCGGCCUCUCUCUUGAUCCUGCCACACCAGCCUAGCCACACUUCAGGUUUCUGUAGCAGCUGCCUGUUCCUGGAUGCGGUCCUUGCUGCAUUGCCUGGACGGUGGCCGCUCUGCCCCCAGGCCAGGGGAUGCUGCAACCCGACUGAGCCAGCAGGGAGGCGGGCGCUCCCUGCACGGCUGAUUGGGGAACAUUUCUGAAGGCUAUAUUCCCCCCCUUCUCUUUCUCU
Molecule: messenger RNA, 2153 nt
Organism: Pogona vitticeps (central bearded dragon)
Lineage: Eukaryota; Metazoa; Chordata; Lepidosauria; Squamata; Agamidae
Gene: FBXL6
Product: F-box and leucine rich repeat protein 6
Biological process (GO): SCF-dependent proteasomal ubiquitin-dependent protein catabolic process
Cellular component (GO): SCF ubiquitin ligase complex
Molecular function (GO): protein binding
Source: RefSeq, a predicted model, not a curated record